Piliocolobus tephrosceles (Ugandan red Colobus) is the source of this 2567-nucleotide messenger RNA. RefSeq names its product protocadherin beta-3-like. The record is from RefSeq and is a predicted model, not a curated record. Gene Ontology annotation, molecular function: calcium ion binding. Gene Ontology annotation, biological process: homophilic cell-cell adhesion. Gene Ontology annotation, cellular component: plasma membrane. Lineage: Eukaryota; Metazoa; Chordata; Mammalia; Primates; Cercopithecidae.
CUUGAGCGUGAUAAUGUGGAAGAAAUUAGGCAUUUGUAGCCCUCCGGAUCCACCUCUGACAUGAUGUCUUUUCCUUUUUACCACCUUGCAGGAGGUGUCUUUUCCUUUUAUUUUUCUGGUAUAGGCAAUUCGUACUCAUUUCACAAAGUUUAGAAAAAAAAGAAAAACAUAAAUAGGAUAGUGAAGCAUGCUAUCAUCUAGAGAAAAAAUCUUUUGAAGUUUGUGUGUAAUUAUUACAGAAGGGGAGGGGUAAGCUAGUGUCUGUACACUUCCGCUAAAUCAUGUAAAUGAGGACUCUACCAGGAAGAAUCGCUGCUCUUAGAUAAGAGCGCAUUUUAUUUCCCUAGAUUGCAUGUAUUUAAUUCAUAUAACACGAGAAACUCCUCCAGUAGCGUCAACCAGGGUUGAUAAGAAUAAAUGAUAAAGCAAAACAAAAACACCUUCUCCAAGAUUUUGAAACUGCAAGCGAACGCAUGGUGGCGCUGUUGACUAAGAAGGCGACUUAAACCACGGGCAUUGUGCAUGCUUGGUGACGCACGGAUCCAGUGUGGUGAACCAGAGGCUGUGAGCCCAGGAAGAUUUUUGAGUCAGCAAGUCUGAGCCUCUGGAAAGGCUUAUUGACUAGGCCGUCUGCAAAGGUUGUGGGGCAAAAGACUGUUUCCCAGCGCUGUCUGAGGUUCAGCUUGGAGACAUUCCCAAGAAAAGCGUGACGGAAAGUGCAAUGGAGGCGGGAGGAGAACGAUUUCUUAGACAAAGGCAAGUCCUGCUUCUCUUUGUUUUUCUGGGAGGGUCUCUGGCUGGGUCCGAGUCAAGACGCUAUUCUGUGGCUGAGGAAAAAGAGAAGGGCUUUUUAAUAGCCAACCUAGCAAAGGAUCUGGGGCUAAGGGUAGAGGAACUGGCCGCGAGGGGAGCCCAAGUUGUGUUCAAAGGGAACAAACAGCAUUUUCAGCUCAGUCAUCAGACAGGUGAUUUGCUUCUGAAUGAGAAAUUGGACCGGGAGGAGCUAUGCGGCCCCACAGAACCAUGCAUACUGCAUUUUCAGAUAUUACUGCAAAACCCUUUGCAGUUUGUUACAAACGAGCUCCAUAUCAUAGAUGUAAAUGACCAUUCUCCGGUAUUCUUUGAAAAUGAAAUGCAUCUGAAAAUCCUAGAAAGCACUCUACCAGGAGCAGUAAUUCCUUUGGGAAAUGCUGAGGACUUGGAUGUGGGAAGAAACAGCCUCCAAAACUACACUAUCACUCCGAAUUCCCACUUCCACGUACUCACUCGCAGUCGUAGGGACGGAAGGAAGUACCCGGAACUAGUACUGGAUAAAGCGCUGGAUCGGGAGGAGCAGCCGGAGCUCAGCUUAAUGCUCACUGCGCUGGACGGCGGCGCUCCCCCUCGGUCUGGGACAGCCCAGAUAAACAUCCAGGUCUUAGAUAUAAACGACAAUGCACCAGAAUUUGCACAGCCGCUCUAUGAGGUUGCAGUUCUAGAGAAUACCCCCGUUAACUCUGUCAUUGUCACAGUCUCGGCUUCUGAUUUAGAUACAGGAAGUUUUGGGACAAUAUCAUACGCAUUUUUUCAUGCUUCUGAAGAAAUUCGCAAAACUUUUCAGCUAAAUCCAAUUACUGGUGAUAUGCAACUAGUCAAAUAUUUGAAUUUUGAAGCGAUUAAUAGUUAUGAAGUCGACAUCGAGGCCACGGAUGGCGGAGGCCUAUCGGGAAAGUCUACAGUCAUAGUCCAGGUGGUUGAUGUCAACGACAACCCACCGGAACUGACCUUGUCUUCAGUAAACAGCCCUAUCCCCGAGAACUCCGCAGAGACUGUACUGGCUGUUUUCAGUGUUUCUGAUCUAGACUCUGGAGACAACGGAAGAGUGGUGUGUUCCAUUGAGAACAAUCUCCCCUUCUUCCUGAAACCAUCCGUAGAGAAUUUUUACACCCUCAUGUCAGAAGGCGCACUGGACAGAGAGACCAGAUCCGAGUACAACAUCACCAUCACCGUCACUGAUUUGGGGACACCCAGGCUGAAAACCAAGUACAACAUAACUGUGCUGAUCUCCGACGUCAAUGACAACGCCCCCGCCUUCACCCAAACCUCCUACACCCUGUUCGUCCGCGAGAACAACAGCCCCGCCCUGCACAUCGGCAGCGUCAGCGCCACAGACAGAGACUCAGGCACCAACGCCCAGGUCACCUACUCGCUGCUGCCACCCCAGGACCCGCACCUGCCCCUCGCCUCCCUGGUCUCCAUCAACGCGGACAACGGCCACCUGUUCGCCCUCAGGUCGCUGGAUUACGAGGCCCUGCAGGCGUUCGAGUUCCGCGUGGGCGCCACAGACCACGGCUCCCCGGCGCUGAGCAGCGAGGCGCUGGUGCGCGUGCUGUGCUGGACGCCAACGACAACUCGCCCUUCGUGCUGUACCCGCUGCAGAACGGCUCCGCGCCCUGCACCGAGCUGGUGCCCCGAGCGGCCGAGCCGGGCUACCUGGUGACCAAGGUGGUGGCGGUGGACGGCGACUCGGGCCAGAACGCCUGGCUGUCGUACCAGCUGCUCAAGGCCACGGAGCCGGGGCUGUUCGG